AUGGAAGAACCUCCGGUAGGAGGGGCGGUUUUGCUUUUGGCACCCAUAGCGCCAGAAGUUUGUGAAAUCAUCAUUUCUGGGCUCGCCGCUGUGAUCAGCGGCGCGGCUGCUGUUGAAAUCGGUAAAACACUUGGAAUAACAUGGGAUGGGGUUGCUGAGAAUUGGAAUAAUUUCUUAUUAGACAUGCAAAACGAGCUCGACAAGGUAUUUGCCCUACAGUGGGUAAAAACAGCGAAUCACAAGGGCAUAGCGGCAAUUGACGCAGUAUACGAGCAUUAUACCACCUUAGGAUCACCAAAAGGUAAAGAUGAUAAGUGGUAUUUUGAAGCUCGUGAGAAUCAUGGUAAGGUUGAGGUUAACCUUGACCGGUUAACCGAAGAACAGGCCGUGAAGAAAAUGGAGGAGGGUAAGGAUAUCAUGACAUUGGACAAGGAUUUAGCCAAAAAAGUCAUAACCCUGUUCAAAAACGGGGGCUCGGGGAGAGUGGGAAGUUUAAAAGCCGAAAAGGCCCAUCACAACCAUCAGAAAACGGACGGGCAUUAUGAUCACAUGCAUUACGAGAACGGGUAUAUUCAGGUCACCCGUGACGACACAGACGAGACGCAGGAAAUCCGGAUUAAUGCAUAUCAGAACGACGGCACUCUAAUCAAGAGCGCCCGGCACCUCUACAAUAUCAAGUAUGAUUAUUUCCGGGAUCAGGUGUGGAAAGGGGCCGCACCCAUUCAGGAUGAGAUACCCAUAUCAUUCGGGUAUGGACAUUUGCAAUGGGAGGAUGUAUACGGGGCGAAACUGUUUGAUGAGGACUGGGAGAAUCCCUAUCCAGACAAUUACGAACCGGUAAACCCGAACGGAACCUACAUUUUCCGGCAUCAUGGGCUGUUGUGUUCUUUUUUCUGUGUUGAAUUAAACACCUCCUUUGAUGUGAAUUUCUACGUUUGGGAAGAACUUGAUGAAGACCGGAAGCCCGGUUUAAAUCUCGUGACGGCCGUCCGGCCCAUGAACCCGCGUUAUAUCGACGACGACCGAGAAGAGGAACAGAAGGCAAUGAAGAACUUUGAUCCGGAGAAAGCCCGGCAGCAGCGGAUUGAAGAGACAAAGCGCAAUACCCAGUAUCUCCGUUGUGAAUUUGAGAAACCCGAAUACCAAAACGCCGUAAAAGCCGUACAUGCAAAGGAGAUUGAUAUAGAAGUUCCAUUAGACCCGCGUUUUAUUGACUGA
Messenger RNA from Cylicocyclus nassatus, 1218 nucleotides. The record is from the annotation of a GenBank genome assembly. NCBI's taxonomy places the organism in Eukaryota, Metazoa, Nematoda, Chromadorea, Rhabditida, Strongylidae.